AUGUUUCAUGUGAACUAUGCACGGUGCCUGGGGGGUGCCCUCAUCCCUCUUGCUGUGUUGGGCACCCUGACAAAUAUUCUAUUAUUUUUUCCUGGAGCUGAGGUAAUGGACAACAAUGUAAACCUUGCUGACGAGGUCUGGUAUUUUGGAGGAAUUUUAGGAUGUGGAGUCUUGAUGAUCUUUCCUGCUGUCUCAUUGCUGAGUCUGAAGAAUAGUGCUGGUUGUGGUGGCCAGGAGGACUGUGGGAAGAAGUUCAUAAUGUUUAACUCUAUAAUAGUUUCUGGAAUUGGCCUCGUAGGAGCCUUAUAUGCAUUUACCAUCUCAGUGGUUGCUAUUAAUAGAGGUCCCAAGUGUUUUGUGGGAAACAAUACAUGGGAAUAUCCCUUUCGUGAUGGGAACUAUCUCAAAGAUAGGGAUUUGUGGAGUAACUGCAAAGAACCUAUUCAUAUUGUGCCCUGGAACUUGACUCUCUUCUUCAUCCAGCUCAUAAUAAGCAGCUUUCAGAUUUUACUCUGUGGCAUACAGCUGGUCAGAAGUGUCUUGGAAAUCAUCUGUGAAGAGUGCCAAUGCCCUGAAACCUGUGGGGGAAAAAGGAUUGCUUAAAGCUGGGAUGAACCCUUUGGAAUACUACCACCUUGGAUAAAGAGCCAUUAUUUUUGGAAGAUGCCUCAUCCCUGACACAUUGCUCAUGAUGAUCUUAGGACAAGGCAGCCUUAACGUGAUCAAGCCCCAGCUCAUUAAAAUUCUACAUUAGAAAUUAGUCUAA
Gracilinanus agilis (Agile Gracile Mouse Opossum) is the source of this 766-nucleotide messenger RNA. RefSeq names its product transmembrane 4 L6 family member 4-like. The record is from RefSeq and is a predicted model, not a curated record. Gene Ontology annotation, cellular component: membrane. NCBI's taxonomy places the organism in Eukaryota, Metazoa, Chordata, Mammalia, Didelphimorphia, Didelphidae. The transcript is spliced from 5 exons. The coding region runs from base 1 to 603 and encodes 200 amino acids.